Molecule: messenger RNA, 3505 nt
Organism: Folsomia candida
Lineage: Eukaryota; Metazoa; Arthropoda; Collembola; Entomobryomorpha; Isotomidae
Product: sodium/potassium-transporting ATPase subunit alpha-B
Exons: 19
Coding region: 96-3470 (1124 amino acids)
Biological process (GO): potassium ion import across plasma membrane; intracellular potassium ion homeostasis; proton transmembrane transport
Cellular component (GO): membrane
Molecular function (GO): ATP hydrolysis activity; P-type sodium:potassium-exchanging transporter activity; ATP binding
Source: RefSeq, a predicted model, not a curated record
UUUUGUUUUCAGAAGGUCGUAGUUUAUAGUUUACUUCCACAGUCAACGAUCGACAUUUGCCACAGUAAAAGAGACGUCAGACUUCACCAGUCGCAAUGUCUCGCCCUCCACCCCCACUAGCCAGGCUGUCCAAACGGAACUCGUACAUCUUUGAGAACUCCCAAGUGCCAGGGAUUGUCCAAUUGUUCCGACAGUCUAGCCAUGGGUCUGGCCUUGUCGCGGCUCAGCCCGGUCACCCGACGACGACUGCAGCCCACUCUCGAAGUUAUGGCUCAAUCCGGUCGCCCUCCCUCCACUCUCCGGCCCCUGGGUCAGGAUUGUGGUCCAUGGAGGCAAGCUAUUCUGGGUCUGGGCGCCUGGGGAAACCGAAAUUCGCGACUCCCUUGCCAUUUACACCACCGGUCAUGGUGGAGAAGGAGGGAGAAAGACAACCACUUCUGAGGUCGGAGGAAGAACGUGUCGUGCUGCCCCCCGCGGUUGCAAAAGUGGAGGAUGAAGAAACUAAUUUGAUGGACGAUCUGAGAAAAGAGCUGGACACGGAUAUGCAUACAAUUGGAAUUCAAGAACUAUAUGAUCGACUUCGAACUAACCCUGCUAUGGGAUUAACAGACGCCCAAGCGGCGGCAGAACUGAAGAAAUCUGGACUGAAUGCACUCACCCCACCGGAAGAAACUCCAGAAUGGGUCAAAUUUGCGAGACAUUUAUUGGGUGGAUUUUCUCUCCUCAUGUGGUUUGGAGCUGCGCUCUGUUUCACUGCUUUCGCCGUUCAAAAUGCAUACAUGUCCGACGCUCCUUAUGAUUAUAUGUACUUGGGUAUUGUGCUCGCUAGCGUGGUGUUAAUUUCCGGACUUUUUUCCUACUACCAAGAAGCUAAAUCGGACAGGAUUAUGGACUCAUUUAAGAAGUUGGUGCCUCAAACGGCCCAAGUCUUGCGAAAUGGGGAAUUGAGCUGUGUCGAUGUAACGGAUUUGGUGGUUGGAGAUAUUGUAAAUGUCGAGUUUGGAAAUAGAAUCCCUGCAGAUAUUCGUAUAACUGAGACCCAGGGACUAAAAGUUGACAAUUCUUCUUUAACUGGAGAAUCUGAACCACUCCCGAGAUCAGUGCUGUGCACUCAUGAAAACCCAAUGGAAACAAAAAACCUUGCUUUCUUCUCUACUUCCGCAAUCGAAGGUACUGGGCGAGGGGUGGUCAUUGCGACGGGGGAUCGAACUCUCAUGGGUCGAAUUGCUGGUUUGGCGUCCCGUCUCGAGAAUACGGAGACUCCCAUUUCCAAAGAAAUGGACCACUUUGUCUCUGUCAUCUCUGGGGUAGCCGUCUUCUUUGGAGUACUUUUCUUUGUUAUCUCGGUAGCCAUGGGGUAUUCGUGGCUGGAUUCUGCAGUCUUCUUGAUUGGCAUCAUCGUUGCCAAUGUACCGGAAGGUCUUCUUGCCACGGUCACGGUUUGUCUCGCACUCACUGCGAAGAGGAUGGCGUUGAAAAACUGUCUGGUGAAACAUCUCGAAGCUGUUGAAACUUUGGGAUCAACGACAGUGAUUUGUUCCGAUAAGACUGGAACUUUGACACAAAACCGAAUGAGUGUGUCGCACAUGUGGUUCAACGGAGAAAUUCAAUCAAUUGGAGCAAAAGGAAAUAUUAACAUGGAUGAUCCCACUUUUAUCGCCCUUGCAACGGUGGCGAGGCUUUGUGGACGAGCUCGGUUCAAGGUCGGCCAAGUUGAGGUGGCAAAUGCGUUUAAAGAGAUUGAAGGUGAUGCCUCUGAGGCAGCCCUUCUUCGUUGUAUGGAAACUCAAAUUGGAAACGUUGAACUGUUUCGAGCACGGCAUAAAAAACUACACGAAAUUCCGUUUAAUUCCACAAAUAAGUUCCAAGUGUCGAUCCACCAAUAUGACGACAAAGAUCCCCGAUUACUUCUUGUCAUGAAAGGUGCUCCAGAGCAAAUUCUUCAACGAUGCGAUACAAUUAUAAUGAACGGAGUGGAGGAGCAGUUGACCGAUGAAUGGUGCAAAAAAUUUGACAAGGCGUACAAGACACUCGGAAAUAUGGGUGAACGUGUGCUUGGAUUUUGUGACUGUCGCCUACCCCUUGAUAAAUUCACUUCGCAUUAUAAAUGGGAUCACGAUAAUACGGAGUUCCUUGAGAAUAAUUUUCGUUUUGUUGGUCUAAUUUCUCUUAUUGAUCCACCGCGUGAAAGUGUUCCGGACGCGGUAAGAAGUUGUCGGACUGCAGGAAUUAAAGUGGUAAUGGUGACUGGAGACCAUCCCUUAACAGCCAAGGCUAUCGCACGAGAAGUUGGGAUCAUUAGUCCCGGAAACAUGACCGUUGACGAAAUUGCUGAAAGAGAUGGUGUUUCCGCCAAUGAAGUGGACCCCAGGGAAGCAAAAGCAGCAGUUAUUCAUGGGGAUGAAUUACAAGAAUUUACGGCGGAGGAUCUAGAUCGAGUUUUAAUGAAGUACAAGGAAAUUGUGUUUGCUAGAACUUCGCCUCAGCAAAAGCUAACCAUUGUAGAGGGUUUUCAAAAACAAGGAGAAUGUGUCGCUGUGACUGGAGAUGGGGUUAACGAUUCUCCUGCCCUGAAGAAAGCAGAUAUCGGUGUGGCCAUGGGUAUCUCGGGUUCCGACGUGUCUAAAGAAGCCGCUGACAUGAUCUUGUUGGAUGACAAUUUCGCCUCCAUUGUCACUGGGAUUGAGGAAGGGCGUUUGAUAUUUGACAAUUUGAAGAAGUGCGUCUAUUACACCCUUACAGACAAUAUUGCGGAGCUGAUACCGUUUUUGCUUUUUAUCCUUCUACGAAUUCCGCUUCCACUUGGAACCAUUUCCAUCCUCUGCAUCGACUUGGGCACGGAUGUUAUCCCUGCAAUAAGUUUGGCAUAUGAAAAGGGCGAGUUGGAUUUGAUGAAGCGAGCUCCUCGAGACCCCAACAAAGACAAAUUGGUCACGAAGCAACUGAUUGCGUACUCCUACGGGCAAAUUGGAAUGAUGCAGUCCUUUGCUGGAAUGUUUGCUUAUUUCGUGAUUAUGGCACAAAACGGUUAUCUACCCGGGAGACUAUUAGGCAUAAGAAAAGAAUGGGAUUCACCCGCAUAUAAUGACCUGGAAGAUUCAUAUGGACAGGAAUGGACAUACUAUAACCGGAAACAACUUGAAAACACUUGUUCUACUGCGUACUUUGUAUCGAUUGUAGUUUGUCAAUGGGCAAACUUGAUCAUUUCCAAGACAAGAAGAUCGUCCGUAUUUAAGAAAGGAUUUGGAAAUCAUGUUCUCAGUUUCGCCAUCAUAUUUGAGACUGCGCUUGCCUGUAUUUUGUGCUACACGCCCGGAAUGGCCACGGCCUUAAAGAUGAUGCCCCUGAAAGCCUGGUGGUGGCUUCUGGCUGUACCGUUUGCCGUCCUUAUCUUCGUUUAUGACGAACUACGACGUUUGAUUAUCCGCUGCUACCCCGGUUCCUGGUUUGAAGACGAGUUUUACUACUAAAAUCGGAAAUAUUUCUAAAUUAUUGUGUCAUUAUU